AUUGUCAGAUUACCAGGGCCAUUUAUGCACCAGUUUAAGGACUCUUGCCUGUUAUCCUUGCCAGAAUACUGCUCUUUGCCUACAAUAACAUCUGUUUUGCCUGCAAUUUAUCUGCUGUUUCCAAUGCUCUGACAACCUGGGUAGCUAGAAAGGGGGCAGCACAGCAAACCUAAUGGGAGCUCACUGCGCAGAACUGUGUUCAGGGUCUGCUGUCUGCUGCUUCUAGGCGUUUCACGCAUCGGAGGAGCGGAGCUCUCCGUACUUCCUAUGCUCGUACGAUCCUGGCAGCUAAGCUCAUCUUCAACAGCCUCUGUCGACAGGCAAUAAUUCACAACACCAUGGAGAGCACGCACGCUCUCCUUCUAACUGCUGCUGUUUGCUUUCUCUGUCAAGGCUGCGGCGGCUCCGAGGCCGAGCACCGGCUCUACGCGGCCCUCUUCCAGAGCUACAACCAGUUCGUCCGUCCCGUCAAGAACGUCUCGGACCCCGUCAUCAUCCAGUUCGAGGUGUCCAUGUCCCAGCUGGUGAAGGUGGAUGAAGUCAACCAGAUAAUGGAAACCAACUUGUGGCUGAAGCACAUCUGGAAUGAUUACAAGCUUCGGUGGAAUCCAGCAGACUACGGAGGUGCUGAAUUCAUCCGAGUACCAUCUGGUCAGAUCUGGAAGCCAGAUAUUGUUUUAUAUAACAAUGCAGUUGGGGAUUUCCAGGUUGAUGACAAGACAAAGGCCCUAUUAAAAUACACGGGUGAUGUGACCUGGAUACCUCCGGCUAUAUUUAAAAGCUCAUGUAAAAUAGAUGUAACCUACUUCCCAUUCGACUAUCAAAACUGCACCAUGAAGUUUGGUUCCUGGUCUUACGAUAAAGCCAAAAUUGACUUAGUUUUAAUUGGCUCUACAAUGAACCUGAAAGAUUACUGGGAGAGCGGAGAAUGGGCUAUUAUUAAAGCUCCUGGGUACAAACACGACAUCAAAUACAACUGCUGUGAAGAGAUAUAUCCAGACAUCACCUAUUCUCUUUACAUUAGGCGUUUACCUUUAUUUUACACUAUCAAUAUGAUUAUUCCAUGUCUGCUGAUUUCUUUUCUGACCGUAUUAGUUUUCUAUUUGCCUUCAGACUGUGGUGAGAAGGUAACACUCUGCAUAUCAGUCCUUCUAUCUUUAACAGUGUUCCUUCUUGUUAUCACAGAAACCAUACCUUCUACUUCCCUGGUAAUUCCACUUAUUGGGGAAUACCUCCUUUUCACCAUGAUAUUUGUAACUCUAUCUAUUGUCAUUACAGUAUUUGUACUUAAUGUGCACUACAGAACACCCAAGACACACACAAUGCCUGUGUGGGUGAGAACCAUUUUCUUGAACUUACUUCCCAGGAUAAUGUUUAUGACAAGGCCUGCUAGUGACGAAGAGAAUAAUCAGAAGACAAAACCAUUUUUCACUUCUGAGCUUUCCAACUUAAAUUGUUUCAACAGUUCAGAAGCCAAAUGCUGCAAAGAUGGCUUUGUAUGUCAAGACAUGGCAUGCAGCUGCUGUCAGUAUCAACGAAUGAAGCUCUCAGAUUUCAGUGGCAAUCUCACAAGAAGUUCAAGCUCUGAGUCUGUAGAUCCUCUGUUUUCAUUUUCAGUUCUGUCACCAGAAAUGAGAGAUGCUAUUGAAAGUGUUAAAUACAUUGCAGAAAAUAUGAAAAUGCAGAAUGAAGCAAAAGAGAUUCAGGAUGACUGGAAAUACGUUGCCAUGGUAAUCGAUCGUAUUUUUCUAUGGGUUUUCAUCCUGGUAUGUAUUCUAGGAACAGCAGGAUUGUUUUUACAACCUUUGAUGGCUGGAGAUGAAAUGUAGAGAUUAAAUAGUAUGUUGUGAAAUCAAGUAAAACUUUUGCCAACAAACUCUGCAUCCCUAGCACCUGAUGUCUUCUAUGUGUAGUAGAAUAAGGAUCUCUCUUGGCCUCAACUUUGCUUGACCGAGAAGGCUAUGUUAAAAAUGUGGAAAAGAAAAAAAAAAAAAAAAAAAAAGAUACAUUUUCAACUAUUAUGACAGCUAAUCUCAAAGUAAUAGGAGCUACGCUUGACAGCUACUUUUUGCAAUAACUGGAAAUGAUGUAGGUACUACAUUAGACUUUAUAGGAACGUCUUAAGAGGGGGUUGAUAAAGAAACUGAAAAUUACAUGAAUACUUGGAAAGUCAAGACAGGUUGAAUACUUUGGGCUACUAGACUUGUUCCCAUGAGUCUGGUGCCAGGUCUCUUCAGACCAUGACAGGACCUUCUGGGAAUAAACUUAUACUGAGUUCAGUGAAUGCCCUCAUGAGGACAAAAUGGUUUAGGAAGCGUACAUAGCAAAUUGCUAUAAUGCAGACAUUGCCACCUGGUGUGUAAACUGACUCCAGCAGUGUAAGGAAAGGACCAUGAGUGGGUUUAUUACAAAAGGAAAACAAAUAGGUAAAUAAUAAGUUAUGGUGAUAAAGCAGUCAUCAUGUAAACUCUGUGCAACCCCAUAUUUCCACGUAUGAGAAGACUGUCAGAAAAAAAACAAGCUAUUCAAAAGUAAUAAUGUUUAAAACUAUGUACAAGUAAAACACACACUAAGAUGCAGUCUGCAGGUUAUGCAAAGGAUCAAAAUACUCUGAUAGGAUAGUCUGGAUACAGAGGCAUCAUGCUAUAGCAAAGUGGUUUAUGACAAGGGAAGGCAGGUGGAUACAAAAUAGUCCUGUAAACUAUGCUAACAUUGCUUCUUAGGCAUAUGUUUGUUUUGGGGUUUUGUGGUUUUUUUUUGGUUUUUUUUUUUUUUUUUUAAUCAGUAGCUGCAGAUAAUUUAAAAGCAUGAAUAAAGAAUGCAACACAGUACUGUAAUGAGAAAACAUUUUGUAAAAAAAAUACGAAUUGUUCUCUCUGUACCAAACUAGAAACUUUUUGCAAAUACAGUGUAUCAAGUGAUGUAACAUUUAUGAAAAUAAAAAGAAUCAAGCUGUUGAAAA
Molecule: messenger RNA, 2962 nt
Organism: Tyto alba (common barn owl)
Lineage: Eukaryota; Metazoa; Chordata; Aves; Strigiformes; Tytonidae
Gene: CHRNA3
Product: cholinergic receptor nicotinic alpha 3 subunit
Exons: 6
Coding region: 339-1829 (496 amino acids)
Biological process (GO): chemical synaptic transmission; regulation of membrane potential; signal transduction
Cellular component (GO): postsynaptic membrane; neuron projection; synapse
Molecular function (GO): acetylcholine-gated monoatomic cation-selective channel activity; transmembrane signaling receptor activity
Source: RefSeq, a predicted model, not a curated record